AUGCACAACCUUCCAAACCUGCUCAUCAGGGUUCCACCAGCUCCCAAACCUGCCCACAAGGACUCCAGCAGCUCCCAAUCCCGCCCACAAGGACUCCAGCAGCUCCCAAACCUGCCCACAAGGACUCCAGCAGCUCCCAAACCUGCCCACAAGGACUCCAGCAGCUCCCAAACCUGUUCACAAGGACUCCAGCAGCUCCCAAACCUGUUCACAAGGACUCCAGCAGCUCCCAAUCCCGCCCACAAGGACUCCAGCAGCUCCCAAACCCGCCCACAAGGACUCCAGCAGCUCCCAAACCCGCCCACAAGGACUCCAGCAGCUCCCAAACCCGCCCACAAGGACUCCAGCAGCUCCCAAACCCGCCCACAAGGACUCCAGCAGCUCCCAAACCCGCCCACAAGGACUCCAGCAGCUCCCAAACCCGCCCACAAGGACUCCAGCAGCUCCCAAACCCGCCCACAAGGACUCCAGCAGCUCCCAAACCCGCCCACAAGGACUCCAGCAGCUCCCAAACCCGCCCACAAGGACUCCAGCAGCUCCCAAACCUGUUCACAAGGACUCCAGCAGCUCCCAAACCUGUUCACAAGGACUCCAGCAGCUCCCAAUCCCGCCCACAAGGACUCCAGCAGCUCCCAAUCCCGCCCACAAGGACUCCAGCAGCUCCCAAACCCGCCCACAAGGACUCCAGCAGCUCCCAAACCCACCCACAAGGACUCCAGCAGCUCCCAAACCCGCCCACAAGGACUCCAGCAGCUCCCAAACCCGCCCACAAGGACUCCAGCAGCUCCCAAACCCGCCCACAAGGACUCCAGCAGCUCCCAAACCCGCCCACAAGGACUCCAGCAGCUCCCAAACCCGCCCACAAGGACUCCAGCAGCUCCCAAACCUGUUCACAAGGACUCCAGCAGCUCCCAAACCUGUUCACAAGGACUCCAGCAGCUCCCAAUCCCGCCCACAAGGACUCCAGCAGCUCCCAAUCCCGCCCACAAGGACUCCAGCAGCUCCCAAACCCGCCCACAAGGACUCCAGCAGCUCCCAAACCCACCCACAAGGACUCCAGCAGCUCCCAAACCCGCCCACAAGGACUCCAGCAGCUCCCAAACCCGCCCACAAGGACUCCAGCAGCUCCCAAACCUGCCAUUAUGA
Messenger RNA from Procambarus clarkii (red swamp crayfish), 1146 nucleotides. The record is from RefSeq and is a predicted model, not a curated record. NCBI's taxonomy places the organism in Eukaryota, Metazoa, Arthropoda, Malacostraca, Decapoda, Cambaridae.